GGAUACGGGAAUGCACUAACUUUUUUCGUCUUUAAGUACAGGCGCCGGACAGGAUCUUGAUAAUUUUCUUUUUUCAGAAAUAGGGGUAAAAAUUAUGACAACAUUUCACGAUUAUUCCAGAUCCAUAUUUCGAUGCGGGUUCUCUAUGCUAGUAUAUAUGGACAUUUAAUUUUGCCAGGCGAUUGUAAAACAUAUAAAAGGGAUAUUUCUAGAGAAGCGCCUGGUAUUUCAUAUUUUCUUGAUCGCAACCUUCGGCGUCAUAAUUGUUUUUUAUGAGAUGUUGAGCCAUGGUGUUCUAACUAUGGAAAUGAUCCAGAGUAUUUUUUCUGGAAACGUAAACAUUUAUAUAAUCGUUGCCAUCGCUAUCAUCUUUUUUCGCAAAUAUCUAUUGUUAUCAGGAGAUAAUAACCUCGAAAGAACAGUCUUAACAUUAAGCAAUGAACUUCAAAGAAUGCGUACAGAAGCCGAAUGGAGAAAUGAUGCGAUAUCUCAAGCCGGAUCAAACCGAUUCUCUUCCACAAGUCACGUUUCCAUGGGACAGUAUUCCGAAUAUACGGAUGAAUAUGAAACGUACUGGGUCGAAUUUACGGCUCUUUUUAAUAAUAGGAGGAAAAGAGAAGCUCGUUCACCAACACAAUUGUAUAAUAUUUUAUCGAUCGAAAUUGGACUUAGUGCUAGCACAUUAGCUAGUUUUUAUCGUCAUCAAAAAUCACCAAGAAGAACUUCUAUGGAUAAAAUUAUCGAAUGGGUUGAAAAGGAGGGAAAUAAGAAAUCAGUUAGUUUUUCUGAUAGUAGCAGUAGUAACAACAGUAGCAGUAGCGGUAGAGGAAGUAUCAGUGGAGGUAAUAUUGCGAAAUAACUUGAUGCUGGGACUCUCAUUUAUGGCUUAGGAUCCGAGAACUCCCUCCCUCUUUGAUAGUAUCAUUUAUUUCAAUUAUUACAUUCCUCCGG
Molecule: messenger RNA, 951 nt
Organism: Rhizophagus irregularis DAOM 181602=DAOM 197198
Lineage: Eukaryota; Fungi; Glomeromycota; Glomeromycetes; Glomerales; Glomeraceae
Source: RefSeq, a predicted model, not a curated record